Molecule: messenger RNA, 1746 nt
Organism: Trypanosoma rangeli
Lineage: Eukaryota; Euglenozoa; Kinetoplastea; Trypanosomatida; Trypanosomatidae
Product: putative surface protease GP63
Exons: 1
Coding region: 1-1746 (581 amino acids)
Biological process (GO): cell adhesion; proteolysis
Cellular component (GO): membrane; cytoplasm
Molecular function (GO): metalloendopeptidase activity
Source: RefSeq, a predicted model, not a curated record
AUGACAACAAUGCGCCCGCCCCUGAUCGCCACGGUGCCCUUGCUGUUGUUGCUGCUGCUGUGCUGCGCCACCGGCCGCCUCGCCGCCUUUACCGCCGCCCGUCCCACCACUGCCACUAUGCACCGAUGCAUGUUCGAUGAGAUGAUGGCGAGGAGCGACUCACGCUCAGUCAAGAUGGUGCAGGAGUUACCCCGAAAGGGCCAGAGUGCCUGGCGAGCGUACACCGCCUCCACAGGAGUAGAGGGGACAGGGGAUUGGGAGCCCGUCCGCAUCGUGGUGUCCAAGCUGGAUCUGGACGACCCAAACAAGUACUGCACUCAAGAAGGACAGCAGCGUCCAACGUUUCAGGGCUACGCUGGCGAGUGCCGGGAGGACGACGUCCUUACCAGUCGGAAAAAGGCUGAGCUGCUCCAAACUAUCCUCCCAUCAGCCAUCAAGUUGCACUCGGAGCGCCUCCUCGUGCAGCGCAUGAGUACUUCGUUGGUUGUGCCCGUAUCCAUCCGUCAAACGCAGUGCAGGCAUUUCACCGUGCCUGUAGAACACCACACGAACGGGGUUCCGGACGCAGACACAGUGCUCUAUUUGGCUGCUGGGCCGUCUGCAAUCUUCGCCGUUCCGUGCGUCACGGCCCAUAAGAACAGCCGUCCUACCGUCGGCGCCAUGAAUUUUUAUCUUUCUGGCGUUUUCCACCCGUGGUUCGCCGUCCGCGUCGCUGCACACGAACUCGCGCAUGUGCUUGGGUUCAGCUACCAACAGAUGGAGGCCAAGGGUGUGGUGCGCACUCUCACCACUGGGGACUAUGCGUCAAAGUCGGGGAUGGUGACCUCCACGCUCACAAAGAAGAAGGCGCAGGAGCACUUCAACUGCAGCAGACUUGAGGGCAUGCCCCUGAGGGACGAAUACGACGAUGCAUCACGGCCGCACUCACACUGGGAUCAGCGGUACGCGAAGGACGAACUGAUGGGGCCCACGGUUGCCACUGGUGCCGGCUUCUACACCGCGCUGACGAUGGCUGCGUUUGAGGAUAUGGGCUUUUACAAGGCGAACUUCAGCAUGGCGGAGCCGAUGCGCUGGGGCAAAGACGUCGGAUGCGAGUUCGUCGAUGAAAAGCAGUGCAGGCCGGACGACCACACCAAGUUUCCCGCGAUGUUCUGUCAGAAGAACUACAGUGACACCAUGUCGUACUGCACAAGCGACCGCGUUGCCUUGGGCCAAUGCAGCUCUUCGUGGAACGACGAGUGCCUUUUCAUCCGCUCGUUACCUUUUGGCUCAUGCCGCAAUGAGGAAAACACGGCUCUGCACGGGAGCCGCCUGGGCGCAGGUUCAUGGUGUCUCGACGCGGAGUCGCUCAAGGUGAACGUGGAGACGUAUGACCCGGAGCCCAUGGUGGUUGCUGUGGCCGCCGUCUGCGCGGAGGUGGCGUGUGCCAGGGGUUCGGUCAGGGUCCGUUACCUCGGCGACAAUGACUGGUACGACUGCCCUGAGGGCAGCUCUCUCUCACCUGCGGGCACAUCCGUUGACUUUGCGAGCGGCAAGAUCAAGUGCCCCAAGUACGACGAGGUGUGCACCAUCACUCCCACCGGCAGGAGUGGUGUCACGCGCCACCGCGGCGACGAUGACGAGUUGGCCACGGGGGACAAUUACCUCUCACAUGGACUGCACCGUGAGUCCCGAUGUCGGCAAGGACCUCGUGAACGCAGGCGCCCCGAGCUGCCCCCCGAAGGAACUGAGCCGACGAUGAAGUGA